GAAUGAGAUCGCGUUCGUGCGUGGAGGCCGAUCGACGGCAGGCACGUAUGUUUACUCUCCGGCCGGCAUAUCGUUCGCUCAUUCGACGUGCUUAUCCCGAUCCUUAUUCGGACCCGCAUCCGAAUUGCUUUGAGAUAAAGUCGUGCACUCGCUGAAGGCCGGUAGCGAAUAGCUCGUCGACUCCAACGAGAGAGACGAAAAGCUCGGUCACACACGAAACAUUAUUCUACCAUCGCCCAUGUAGAGAUUCUGGUGGGUGACGGUUUACGACAGACUGUAAUCAUGUCGUGUUCUUAUUCCCCUGUUCCCGUGAAGAAGAAACAGAACGGCUUGUCCCCCGUGGCGACGGACCACCCCACUCCUCAGUGGAAGACGGGUACGACGGAUGAAACUACCCCGAUCUCCCUCCAUAAUCCAUCUUCCCCGGACCCUCCCUUCCCCCGGGAGAAUCCGCCCCCAAAUGACUCCUCGUACUCCACCCUCCAGCGUAAGCUCGCCACGACCCUCUACCCCUCUGACUCAAGCAAGCAACUCCACCUCCACAUCGUCCCGAGUGCCCCCGGCUCCCUGAUGGAAUCCUCCCGCUCCGACCUCCAGGCCCCUCGCCUACCCAGCCCCCCCUCCGCCCCCGUGAUUGCAAAUAAACUCCUGGAUCGGGUCCUUUUCCCCAAACCCAAGACCCCCGAUGCCGUCCCGGCCACCAAACCCACCUUCCUCCGGGUUCCCAAGCCCGACGCCAGGGAAAAGGAAGUCGUUCGGAGCAGCUGGGUCCUCACCGCCAAUCAUGCCGAGUCUGACGACGAACACGUGGCCGUCACGAUCCCCCUGGCGAUAAAAGUUCGGCGAGACUCCCUAGUAAAGAACCUUCCCGAGCUCAAGGAUGUGGAGCCAAGUUCCCCUUACAAGUCGCUCCGAUCCUCCGUCUCUCCCUUCUUCAAGAGAGCGAUGCUGGACGAUAAGGCCGCCGUGAAGAUCUUCGUCGCCUUCCUCUUCUUGAGCAUCACGGUGGGCAUGGCCCUCACCUACAUCUAUUACUAUCGCCAACUUCUCAUCCGGUACCUCGGUACUCAGAUGCACAUCGACGAGCGAGACCGGCGCGUGGCUUUCCUCAACUCCAGCCAACAUCCGAUACUCACCGGACGGCUGGGGAUGGGACUCGGAGGGGACGCUGGACUCCUCUGUCUCCGACAGAUGGAGCUGGACUACGAUGAACUCUGCAUGGAAUGGAAGGGGAAAGCCCGCCUUUACGUCUCCCUGCAGCAGCACGGAUCCGGGUCAGAAUCCUAUUCUCUCCAUAACUCGGAAAGGAGUGAAAGAUGGAAGGUUGGGGGGAACUUUGUGAUAGUCGUAGUGGUGCAGUGCUACAACUUCAUGUGGUCGUCGCUGCUGACGCAGACGGAGCACCGGGACUGCUUCAGCCUGGCCGACGCCUCGUGGUACGGCAUGGGAGACGGCUUCACUUGGCCGUUGAACCGACCGGCCGGGGAGGAUCAGCCGUUCUCGGUGAACCGGACAGCGUACGUCACCGGCGCCGGUCCGUUCGGGAGGAUCCUCCGGCGCACCUGGUACUCCAGCGCCGGCGCCGUCAUCCACGUCCCGUACGAGCUGCCUCUCUUCGUCUCGGUGGACUCGGAGGAACCGGGAAGCCUGUGUCUGUCGGUGGCCCAUCAAGAGCAGUACUACCGGGUGCCACCCGAGGAGUACCUCGAACUCAACUACAGCGUCUGCACCGCAGACACUCUGAAGCUGGUUCGCAACGAGGUCGGGCCUCGCGGUCGCAAGAUGGGGGAGAACGAGCCGCAAGGCACCACCCCCUUGCUGGUGUUCUUCAGGCCCGACCCCUUCACCGACUUCUCCCAGGCGGGACUCUUCAAGUUCCUGGAAAAACUGGAUACGGUCUACGGGAAAUCGCGAAGACCGGAAUACGUCGUCUUGGACCAGUCUUGGCAG
This is a messenger RNA of Darwinula stevensoni, 1950 nucleotides long. Lineage: Eukaryota; Metazoa; Arthropoda; Ostracoda; Podocopida; Darwinulidae. The record is from the annotation of a GenBank genome assembly.